CGGUUCCAUUCCGCCUCUAGCAGUGCACUCCGAAAAACCCAAGAGCCGAAAGUAACACAACACAAACAUGGCGGCUGCUGCCACCGACACACACCAAUAAGAACAUCGCCAACAAGUGGAACAAACAAAAGUUUCCUGGGAUUAUUGUAAGGUGUACGUUUUUUACGAUCAACGGCGAUUUUUCCAUUCUCACAAAGACGGAGUAUCGCGGCGGUCGGAGCAACAACUUGCCUACAUGUCAACGUUCUCCUUUUUAAAGCAGUAAACAGCUGGCACAGGUCCAGCCAUGAUCGAGGACAAGGGCCACCGUGUGAGCGACUACUUCGUGGUGGCGGGUCUGACGGACCGCUCCACGCCCCUGGAGCAGGACCUGUCGGAGGCCAAGGCCGGCGGGCCCAAGGCACCCAUCUGCGACCUGGCGGUCAUCAACCGGUCGGCGGGCGAGACGGUGCCCGAGGGCUUCACCUGCAUCGAGAGCACGCCCAGCGGGCAGCCUGCCAACCUCAACCAUGGCAGCCUCAAGAGCCCAGAGCUCUUCCUCUGCUACAAGAGAGGCCGCAGCAAGCCCCCGCUCAUCGACAUCGGUGUCCUGUAUGAGGGGAAGGAGCGGCUGAUUCAGGGCUGUGAGGUGAUCCAGGCCACGCCGUUUGGCCGCUGCGCUAACGUGAACAACAGCUCGGCGACGUCCCAGCGCAUCUUCCUCACGUUCCGGCGCGACCGGCCGGUGCAGCCGCAGAACUCCCUCUCCGUCACCGACAUCUGUGUCAUCAUCACCAGCAAGGGGGAGACGCCGCCGCACACCUUCUGCAAGGUGGACAAGAACCUCAACUGUGGCAUGUGGGGAUCCAAUGUGUUUCUGUGCUACAAGAAGUCGGUCUCCGCCUCUAACUCAAUCGCUUACAAAGCUGGUCUGAUCUUCCGCUACCCAGAGGACGACUACGAGUCCUUCCCCCUGUCAGAGUCUGUGCCCCUCUUCUGCCUGCCCAUGGGAGCCAAGAUCGAGUGCUGGGCGCCCAACACGCCCUACCCGCUGCCCGUCUUCUCCACCUUCGUCCUCACCAUCUCCUCCGGGGAAAAGGUGUAUGGCGCGGCGAUCCAGUUCUACGAGCCGUACCCCGUGGACCAGCUGAGCGAGCGGCAGAAGCAGCAGCUGGGCCUCCUGACGGCCGUGGAGAAGAAGCUCAUCACCGACCGGCCCGUCAACACCAACAAGUGCAUCUGCCUGCUCUCCCGCUGGCCCUUCUUCGAGGCCUUCCGGAAGUUUCUGCUCUUCCUCUACAAGCUCUCCGUCUCCGGCCCGCACCCCCUGCCCAUCGAGAAGCACAUCUCCCACUUCAUGCACAACGUGUCCUUCCCUUCACCUCAGAGACCCAGGAUACUGGUCCAGCUCUCUCCACAUGACACAUUAAUCCUCUCUCAGCCUGUUUGCACUCCUCUGCCUCUAAGUGGGGCAGACUACCGUACGCUGUUGAUGAAUCUGGGCUCAGAGAACUGUGCCACUCUGCUCCACUUCGUCCUCAUGGAGAGCAAGAUCCUCCUGCACUCCCUCAGGCCUGCCGUGCUCACAGGGAUUGCAGAGGCAGUGGUAGCGAUGAUCUUCCCGUUCCAGUGGCAGUGCCCCUACAUCCCCCUGUGCCCCCUCUCCCUGGCGGGGGUCCUGAACGCCCCCUGCCCGUUCAUCGUGGGGGUGGACUCCCGCUACUUUGACCUCUACGACCCCCCCGCAGACGUGGUGUGUGUGGACCUGGACACUAACACCAUCUACCUAUCGGACGAGAAGAGACACUUUAACUCGAAGAAUCUCCCCAAGAAGCCCUGCAAGAGUCUGCUGACCUGCCUGGGCAACCUGCAGAACCAGCUGGCUCUUGUGCGGCGGACGGCUCCAGAGGGCUCUGCGGUGGAGAUGACCCCCAUCGAGGCGGACUUCACGUGGCAGAAGAAGAUGACGUCCCUGGAGAUGGAGAUCCAGGAGGCCUUCCUUCGCUUCAUGGCCUGCAUCCUCAAGGGCUACCGCAGCUACCUCAAGCCCAUCACCCAGGCCCCGUCAGAGAAGGCCACCGCUGCAGACUCACUCUACGACCAGCAGGGUUUCCUGAAGAGUCGGGACCGUGCGCACCAGAAGUUCUACGCACAGCUGACCAAGACCCAGAUCUUCAUCCGCUUCAUCGAGGAGUGCACCUUCGUCAGCGACAAGGACACCGGACUCGCCUUCUUCGACGACUGCAUUGAGAAACUCUUUCCGUCCGACAAAGGAACAGACAAGGGCACAAAGGUGGAGGGGGAGACAUCUGAGGACACUCGUCUGAUGGAGCUGGAUGAAUCUCAGAAGAGCGAGCACACCGUGUUCGUCAUGCCCCCCGAGCCCCUCCCACACGUCGGACCCGACCCGCCCACCAGAUACAGUUAUGAGACUUUCCCCGGUCUGUGUCUGGACUUGUUUGACCGCCCGCCUGAGCUGCGUCCCGCUCUGAGCAGUCGAGCUACAGGAGCCAGCCUGUCCAGUAGCCCCGCCCUGCUGGCCAAGAGGACCAAACAGGAGAUCAAGCUGGCGGUGAAGAUGGCGAAGCGUUACUAUAGCAACCCGCCGCUGUGGUCGCGGUGCCUGAUCAGCCACUGCUACAGCAUGUGGUUCAUCUGCCUCCCGGCCAGCGUGCGCUCCGCCCAGGCCAAGACCCGAGCCAUGCAGCAGGCCUUUAAUGUGCUGCUCAAGCUCAGGACCACAGAGGUGGAGAUGCUGGACGAGGUGUGCUACCGUGUGGUGAUGCAGCUGUGUGGACUGUGGGGAAUGCCUGUCAUGGCUGUGAGAGUGCUGAUGGAGAUGAAGAAGGCUGGAGUCCAACCCAACGCAAUCACCUACGGAUACUACAAUAAGGCGGUUCUGGAGAGCACGUGGCCCAGUCAGAAUCGCAGCGGCCUGUUCAUGUGGACCAAAGUGCGUAACGUGGUCAGGGGAGUGGCCCAGUUUAAGCAGGCCCUGAAGGGCUCCUCCAGCCCAGAAGAGGGCGCUCACGUCCCCACUGUUGUGUCAGCUGACAGCAGGGGGCGCUCUGAGGUGGACAGGCUGAGUCACGGCAGUGCAGACAGCUCUAGUGAGCCCAAUGGAAACGAACACACACUCUUCUCACGUGGACUCUUGGUGGGAGACGCUACAGGUAGCCACUGCAGUACAGGGGGUCAGUCAGAUCAAGGCUACGGCUCCAAAGAUGAGCUCCACCAGGAGUUAUCCUCCUCCUUGCUGCCAGCUCCCAUACAGCCAGUCAAGAGCAAAGCUGGCCAGACACACAACGAGGAGGACAUAGCUGGUUCUGUGGACAGCGCCGUCGCCGUGACGACACCCCCCAGUCCAGCAGAUGUGGCCCCCCCUCCCCCCAGCAUCGUGAAGCUGUCCACCGGGAGCUUUGACAGCACGUCGGCCCGAGAGAGCGGUGGUGGAGGAAGUAAGCUCUUCAAGCUGCGCAGCAAAAGCGAAGACAUCGCCCUGCCUGAGGACGAGGUCUGCCUCCCUCCCGUCGUCGUGACUACGGACGGCGGCUCCGGGGCGGGCGGCGCCAGCGUACCACCCGGGUCUGGCGGCGGGCGCGGGGGCAGCGGCGGUGGUGCCGCAGCGGCGCGGGCGAAGGCGUUUGCGGAGCGGAGCUGCAGCUUCAGCACGGAGAACAGAGCGGGCAUGCUGAGCAAGAAGGGCAGUCUGGAGCUGAGCAUGGCGGCACACAUGGGCGCCGACGCACGCAUCCUCGCCAACGCCCUCACCGGUGCCAAGACGCCGCCGGUCACAAACACACACACGCCGGUCGCUACGCCCACUCCCACCGCAGGCGCCGGCCGAGGCUUCGCCUUCCCAGAGCUGGAGGGGGAGGAAGAGGAGGACCCAGAUGAGGAGCCAGAGGAGGAAGAGGCUUCGCCAGACACGCCCACCCCCCGAGAGGAGCAGGAAGAACAGAAGGAAGAUGAGAAAGAGGAGGAGGAGGAGCAGGAUGUGACGGACGCAGACGCCGGUGGGCGGGGCUCCUCCGAGGUCACGACCCCGAGCAUCGGGCGGAGCAUCAGCUCCUCGUCCUCGUCGGGGGGGGGCACGCGGCUGGCGGAGCGCUCCGACGUGAAGACCGGCGCCGACCCGCUGUCUCUCCUUGCGUCGGAGAGCGAGGACGCCACGUCCAUCCAGAGCCAGGAGUCCCAGACCCCCCUCACUGCCCCCCAGCGGCAUCUGGCCGACGCCAUCGAGCUCUACAUGAAGGACCAGAGCCUGGGGACCAAGGCCUCCAGUAUGGAGUUCACCCAGCCCCCCGACGCCUCCUCCGAGUCCGAAGGGGGGGCCCAGCCCGCGCCCCCUCCCCCUCCCCCGGGGAAGCAGCCGCUGGAGCGGCGGUCCAGCCUGCCGGUCACGUCGCCCCCGAAAGCGCCGGGGAGCGCGAGCAGCACCCCGAAGCGCAGUCCGGUCGUGUCGCGCUCCAAGACGUUCGUGGCGAAGUCGAGGACGCUGGGGGCGCUGCAGACCCCGUCUCCGUCCCCGUCGCUAACGGCCCUCGUGCGCUCCUCCCAGAGCGGCUCUCUCGGCUCCGUCAUCAACUCCAUCUCGGCCAUCAAGAUGGACGCCCUGCUCUCGGGACCCAAGAUGGACGUGUUCAAGUCGGGCAUGAAGCAGGCGGCCAGCGUGGCCAGUAAGGUGUGGGGAGCCGUGGCCUCCGCCUACAGCUACUCGGACGACGAGGAUGAGCAAGGCCAACACAGGGACAGUUUCCCUGCACGUCUGGACGACCACUUUUUGGCAGGGGAGGGGUCAGGAGCAGAAGGCUCCACCCCCAGGGGGUUGAUCCCUAGCCUGGCGUCCAAUGGGCUCACACACAGCUCCACCAGUCUGGGCAGCAGCAGUGGGGGCAGCGAUACACACCACAAUACACCCAUGACUCCAGGAAGGUCGAUGAGAGGCGGGGACUCGGAGCAAGGCUCCUCUCAUCAUGCCAGCUCUUCCAGCAUCUACCAGAACUGCUCCUUAGAGGUCCUGAUGUCGAGCUGCUCCCAGUGUGUGAAGUGUGAGGCGCUGGUGUACGAUGAGGAGAUCAUGGCGGGCUGGACAGCCGACGACUCCAACCUCAACACCAGCUGCCCUUUCUGCCACAGCGCCUUCCUGCCCCUGCUCCACGCGGAGUUCCACGACCUGCGCCCAGCCAGCGGCUUCUACCUGAAGCCGAGUGAAUCUGGUGACAGCCUCCAGGGCACACAGCCAAUCACCUCCUCAGAACAGAAGGUUGGCUCCACCCCCCAUCCCAACAAUUCUAGUGACCUCAUCAGCUUCCCAGAAGCCUCGGAGGAAGGAGAAGAGGGCGAGGACGCCGCCACAAGAGAGACUGGAGCACAGAAGACGUUGGAGCCAGCCCAGUCUGACCCGCUGGGCCUGCUUGAGCGUCAGGAGAAGCGCGGCACCUCUCUGACCCGGAGCAACAGUGUGGGCGGUCCCUUACAGAGCCUGGAUGGCAGCCAGCGGCCCAAUCACGGCGUCUCCACCACCAGUCUGCCCAAUAGCCUGCAUGAUGUGGCGGAUUCCUUGGGUCAGAAACGAGCCAAUCCGAUGCCGGUGUCGGUGCCGUACCUGAGCCCUCUGGUGCUGAGGAAAGAGCUGGAGUCACUGCUGGAGAACGAGGGAGACGAGGUGAUCUACACUCAUAAGUUCCUGAGUCAGCACCCUAUUCUGUUCUGGAACCUUCUGUGGUAUUUCCGCCGUCUGGACCUCCAGAGUAACCUGCCUGGACUCAUCCUCACCUCAGAGCACUGCAACAACGGAGUACAGCUGCCCCAGUCCUCCUUGUCAGCAGACAGUAAGCAGGUGUACAUCCAGCUCCUGUGGGACAACACUAACCUGCACCAGGAGCCCUCCGACCCACUCUACAUGCUGUGGAGAGGCUUCAUGCAGAAAAAGGGGACCAUGGCUCCCACCGACCAUCAGGAGACGCGCAACCUCCUGAACAGCAUCGUGAGGAGCAUCCAGACCAACGACGUGUACACCCCCAUAAACAUGCUGCUCAGAGAGGUCAAACGACACCCAGAGGUCAAGAGGCAAAGGAGUAUCUACAGGGAGAUCCUGUUCCUGGCUCAGGUGGCGCUGGGCAGGGAGAACAUUGACGUGGAGGCCUUUGACCGGGAGUACAAGCAGGCGUUUGAGGAGUUGAGUCCCGAACAGCAGAAGGCGCUGUCCACCAUGGACCGCCCGCCCGGCAAGAGUGUGCAAUGGUGCCUCAAGACAUUUGGAGCGCCCUUCAUCUGACGCCCCCUGGAGGACUGGAUGAGCAACAGCAUCCCCACACACACCCCCACCCACUCAACAGCCCGUCCUACCCUCCGCCCACCCCAACCGCUCCUGGAGCCGUGCCAGGGUCAACUCUGUAGGGGGUCAGGGGUGAAGGGUCAUGGCGCUAUGGAAACGGGCUUCUUGUUAUGUUCCUUCGUCGUUGUUUUUUUUUUUUUACAGUCGUUGGUGACACCUUCAGCACCCUGACCCAAAGAUGGUACUUUCCAUAUCUCCCUCUUGCAGCAUCCUGCUUCCAGUGCUAAUGUUGUAGCGUCCUGUUUUCAGUGCUAAUGUUUUUGUGUUGUUCGUCACGGGCCCGCAGCUUUCCAUAGCUUUUGCUCUGACACCGGGGUCUGAUGGAGGCCCCCUCCUUCAGCUCCACCAGACUCUGGGUCUGCCCCUCGGAGUUACCGCCCCACCAUUGGAGUCUGCUGAAGUGCGCAGAAAAGCUGCAAGUCUGACGGGAAGGAUGUGACCUAACAUUGAUGUGUGUGUGAUGUGUGUGUUUUGGAUGAAGGAUGUGGACUAGUGAGGUCUGAAGCCAAUCCCCCCCACACACACACUCACACACACACAACCUGAUUCUUGACACCCCCCCCCCCCCCCCCCUCCAUGUGGCAGAAACAGUUGCCGAGUGGGUGUGUGUUCUACACACCAGGGUCGCCAUGACAACCAGUCUUACUAUUUGAUGUGCACUUUCGGAUGAUGGUUGCUCGGUCGGUCGGUCUGUUUUAAUUUUAGUUGUAGUUUUUUAUGUAUAUAUUUUUCUACGUUGGGCCUCUGUGUGUGUGUGUGUGUGUGUGUGUGUGUGUGAACCAGGUUGCCUUUCUCCCAGACAGGGCUCGCACCCUGAGACUUCUGGGUAAUUUGUCUUAAACAACCAGCUUAGGGGGGCACUAGGGGGUGGCCACUGUCGGUGUGAGAGAUUUUGUGUGUGUGUGUGUGUGUGUGUGUAUGCAUAUAGCUUUUGGCCUGCAAGUGUAUAUGUGUGUAGCUGUGUGCGUGUUCAGCAGAUUUUGACUCACCGUAUGACUGUAUGAGUGUGUGACUUCUAACUGAGGCCAGGUUGUAACAUUCCAGAACACACAAAAGAGUCUUGAUAAAGGUGUUGAUGGUGGUGUGUGUGUGCGUAGUAGUGGAGAUGUAUAGCAGUCAGACCGCCAUCUUAUCUCUGUGAGACAUUAUCAGUCGUCAGGGUCCUCUGUGAUAAAGUCGCAUGACAAAGCGUCUUGGGGGAUGAAAAACUCUCUCUCUCUCUCUCUCUCUCUCUCUUUUGUUUCUCUCCUCUUUUUCUGUCUUCUUCUACCACAUACACAUGCAUUCAUACACAGGUGUACAGACAAGCAUAAUGAUGUAGAUAAACACACAGAAAACACAAAUAUCUACUAAAAGUAAAAAGAGCAUAUCACUCACACCACACACACACACACACACACACACACACACACACACACACACACACAUCUAUACACAUGCACAGUGCCUGUGGGGACACACGGGACAUUAAGCCUCGCCACCUCAUUGGUGUUGCGUGUGUGUGUGUGUGUGUGCUUCUAGCGCUUGUGUUUUUAACCACAAAUGUUUUAAUCCCUCACACACACGACAGAGGCACACACACAUGGUGUGUAGGACACACUUCUUAGGCGAUUUUGCACAGUGUGAAGGCAGUGGUGAGAAGACGUGUGUACACACACACACACACACACACACACACACACGCACGCACACACACACCACACCAUCGCCAGCCUUUCAGAGAAUGAAUUUAUCAGCAGACGAGGGGGCUAAGUAGGUCACGUGCCUUGUAGCGAGGGCAUGGUAGAUUGUAUUACUACUAAAUUAACACAACAUAGUCUGCCUUAAUUUAUUAUUUUGUUCUUUUUUUGUAUAGCUGAAUAUACAUUUAGAAUCAUUGACAGUGAAUAUACAUUUAGAAUCAUUGGGCUGGUGUCAGAUACAUGUUUCUUUACUGAGGGCUCUGCAGUUAUAGAAAACUCUAAAUCGCCAUGCAGGGCUGUGAUGCAUCAUACUCAUUUGGACCUUUGUCUAAAAGCUUGCUUACGAGGACCUCUAGUGGAUGUUUAGAGAAUCACACAAGGGUUUGGUCUGAAGAAGCAGACUGCUCUUCUCAAACAGCAGAAUGUGAAAAGUAUCCUUAAUUUAAAAAUGAACUGGGAGGAUUUGCACACAGACUUCAGCGCGGAGUGCAUUUGCAGCACGGUUUAUUUUUUACCUUCAAAAGCUGUCCUAACAAAGAAGGACAAUUUGGGGCUUGUUCUCCGAAGUCUGAAAGAAAUUGAGAUUAGUGCUAUGAGCAAAACAUUCCGGUGUGUGUGUGUGUGUGUGUGUGUGUGCAGGGUGUAGACACAGUUUUUGGUGUCUUGACAGUGUCCCCCCUUAGAGUGAAUGUGUGCGUGUGUGUGUGUUUCUGUGUGAGAGAGUGCGUGUGUGUGUGUGUGUGUGUGUGUGUGUGUGUGUUUCUAAAAACUGGGAGAACCUGAAAUGUGUACAUCAUUUUUUUUAUUUGCACAUAACUCGAUGUAUUGUAUUGUAGAGAUCUCCUUCAUUUUUCUGCUGCAGUUUAACACCUUAACACCAAGUGAUUCCCACAACUCUCACUUUUGUGUACAGUCCACUUGUGUUCUUCCCCCCCCCCCCCCCCCCAAGGUGAACAACAGAAGCCGUCCUCUCCACCACAACAUCCAGACCCUCGACUCCUCAACGCGGCCAGUGAAAACAAUGAAAAUGCUCCCUAGUCCAGUUCACGAGUUUAACUAAAACUAUAUAAAUCCAGCUUCAUGGCUAAAACCACAACACACCAGAGCCCCUGAGGACCAGGUCUGGAUGAGUGGAGGUGAGGACGCGUUCUGAAGGGCCUGUCUUGUUGAUCUCUUCCUGUGUCAUCCUGUGGAAUGGAUUGUGGCCUGCAUCUACAGAAUUAUACUGCAAUAAAUGAGUUUGGUCCUGA
This is a messenger RNA of Clupea harengus (Atlantic herring), 9251 nucleotides long. RefSeq names its product DENN domain containing 4C (gene dennd4c). The record is from RefSeq and is a predicted model, not a curated record. Gene Ontology annotation, cellular component: cytoplasmic vesicle. Gene Ontology annotation, molecular function: protein binding. Gene Ontology annotation, biological process: regulation of Rab protein signal transduction. NCBI's taxonomy places the organism in Eukaryota, Metazoa, Chordata, Actinopteri, Clupeiformes, Clupeidae.